UUGAAAAGGAUUUCCGGAAGUCCAUAUGCUAAACGAAAACAAGAAGCUACAAGCAACGAGCAGCAGGGUUAUCUGUCUACCGCUGGAAUAGUGUGUGACUGGGAUUUGAGUAUGGCUUUGUCAUUCCUUUUGGUCUUCGCUGCAACUGUAAUUCUCAUCAGACCCGAGACACCUGUAACAAAGGCCCUGCAUCAGAACUCUCUCGAGUGCUGCAGUGAGAAACAAAGAGUGAACAGUUCGUGCUCAAAUGACACUCACUGUGAACCAGGAUGCUUCAUUCGUGUCCAGGAAAACAGCAACACCGUCUGCAUUUUCUGCGACUCAGCAGCUGUGGACCUGGAGAACGUAACUGUCUGCACCUACAAUUACACAUUAGAGCGUAAAAACCACACAACAGUAACUACUGUCAUUCCUAAAAUUGGAGGCCCAGGUGUAGCGGCCUCCCUUCUUCUAGGAACGCUGUUGAUCAGCUUGUUCCUGAUUCUCUCGGUUGCCUCUUUUUUCUACCUCAAACGCUCCAACCGGCUACCAGGUAUCUUCUACCGCCGCAACAAAGCUUUCAUAUUUCAACCAAGCGAAACGGCGGUCAUGAUCCCCUCUUCAACAGUGAGGAAGCCAAGAUAUGUCAGAAGGGAGCGUCCCUCUGCAAAAUCAACUCUAAACAGCGCCACCAUACCCACGUCAGCCACAACUCGAGUCUACAAUGUCUAGAGGAAGGGGGGGACGGUGCUGGUAGGAGAGAAAGCUCAGGAACGAUGUUCAGUUUCCUCAAGAUGUGAAGUUGUAGAGAUUAAGAGAAGACCAGCUGACUGUGGAAACGGUGGCCAAAUUUCGCAACAGCUUCUUUGCUUCAUACAAGUCAAUAGAGCUGCUGCUUUUUCCCGUUUUUUAAUCAAAGAAUGGAGCUGGGAGAGAUCAGUAUCCACUACUAACCUGUCAGUCUUCAUUAUGCUCUAAAUCAACUGUGAAAAUUUUCAUUUUCAUUUGUGGUCGCUCAGGAGAAGGUAAUUGUGAACCUCUCGUCCACAACAUUGGCUCUGUUAGUUGAACCGGUUCUAUUCAGGAUCACUGGAAUUAAGGAUGUGCCUUGAAUGGAGGGCGUUGUGGAUCCUCUUCCACUGUGUAGGUCACAUUUCGCCCACCGCAUUAGACCAUCUAUUUUUCGCCUCCAGCUGAGAAAAGGUUAUUUUCAGGUUCGGAUCCAGUUUUUGGUCUAAACGCUCGCAAUUAAGUGCUUGCCCUGGAACCCAAACUCUUUCCAUAUUUAUAAAAAGCAGGGGGGACUGGAGGAUAAAUGGUUAAUAAUAUCCUGUUUCUUUAAAUUUAAAUGAUGGGUUCUAUGAAUGUAUUUAGUGCCACAGAGGUGAUAUAUACCACUCAGUGUGCAAGGAAAUGACGAGGCUACAGUCAGAAGAGGCCUGUCAGCUUAGCUUUAAAUGAGAGGAAAACAGUCAGCCUGCCCAUAUUUUCAUUCUAAUUUAUUCCAGUCUAUCCUCACUAAGCUAAGGCUAAGACAAGCUAAUUUAUGAAGCUGUGCGACACGGCGGACAUUUGUAAGCUAAUACGGAUGUUUUUAUGUUUGUGUUAUUUAUUUGGAUUUUGUAACCGUGCACUGAGUUUCACUGCUUAUGAAAAGCCAGCAAAGUUAAAGAUGUCUUCUUCUGUGAACACACUGAGGAGGGUAACAGCAGGCGUAGUGAAAAACAUUUCUCUGAAUGCAUUUUGAACUUUUACAGUUACCGUUGUAUUUAUUAUUUUUGUGAUCAACAAAGAUGAAUGUAUUUCACACAUCCAACGACGUGCACGCCACAGGAGUACGUGCGAUGACUUGCAUUCCAGAAGCAAGCCCACUCAGAUAUGAAAGCUUUCAUCUGCAAAACAUUUCCUCUAACCUAAAACUAACAAAUUAUUGUGCACUUUACUUCUCUGAGGCCUGGAGCCAAUGAUGAACAGAUUUUUAGAGGAAAUACUCAAAAUAACUUGUUGCCAUUAAAUGUGAUUUAGAUUUUAUUUGCUUUUGUUGUGUAUAAUGAUGAAUUGUUGUUGCAUUAAGAAUACGACUUGACAAACAUUGCCUUUGCCAAAUUACCUAUGAAAAUGGCUGUCACUGUAAUAUGCCAUACUGUGACAGCUGUGCCAUUGGGAGCUCCAAACCCAGUCAGGAAGCUUUAAGUCCCAAGAAAUUAAUUAAAACUGGCAUCUGAAAGAAUUUUAUCCAGUGGCCUUUAUCUACAAUCUUAAAGACGCUAUAUUUGGUAAGUGGUAUUGUGUUUUUUUCAUACUGUGAUUGAGUUUAGGUUGUUUUGUUCUUUUAAUUUGUAGGUAUGUUUUUACUCUUGGAAACACAAAAAAAAAGUCGUCCAUUUUCAGUACAUACAGACCAAUCUGAAAUAAUCCAAAAAAACGGCAGCAGUCAUUCCACAAAUAUUCCUUUUAACUUCAUGCAUUUAAUGAUGUAUUGACAAGUAAAAGAUAAAUAAAUGUGUAUAUAUUGUUUUAUACGAUUGUAUCGUUUUUGUAAUGAUGCACAUAUUCCAGUCUGAGUGCCAUGAAGAAAGUUGAGAAGAUGUAUGUAUAAUUUACACAAAUAAAGCACCUUUCCA
Menidia menidia (Atlantic silverside) is the source of this 2603-nucleotide messenger RNA. The record is from the annotation of a GenBank genome assembly. NCBI's taxonomy places the organism in Eukaryota, Metazoa, Chordata, Actinopteri, Atheriniformes, Atherinopsidae.